UCAUCGCAUGGUAAACAUAGGAUGAGUCAUCGCAAAUUAUCAUAUCUAUCAUGUCUACGAUGCGCAUUUCUACACUUAAAAUAGGACAUUUGCAACUCACAGCAGCGAAUAGAAUAGGAUAAGAAUAAAAGUGCAAUAUACUGGAGUGUAGACCGCAUAUGCGGCGUGACGGACCAGUUCAAGGGCAGACUCUUAUGCAAAUUUAUUGGCUCCAUUGCUACAACGUAGAAAAUGGGAACCAAUAAAAGUGUGUUAUUCGCCGAAGCGGUGUGACGUUGUUUUGCCGCACUAAUUGCAAAUCGUGCCGAAGCUCAAUGAUAUUAUUGUACUGACGGAAGCGCGGAACCGAGAAUCGCUUGUGAAUUAUCGGAAUAAUUUAACGCGGAAUAAUUAUCGGCAAUUGCACUGAGAAAAGACAGUUUCCACGUGAGAACCACCCAAUUGUGCAUUCAAGUAUUCAAGAUGCAUUCUUGUCUUAUUCAGAGUAGAAAAUGCACAUACAAUUGAAAUAGGCGUCAAUAAUGCAUAAUAGGUGCAAUUUCCGGAUUGCACGAGUAAUUUUGUUCCAUGAUUUUUUUUUGCAGUGUCAUUGUAAUCAAGAUCCUUCAUGACAUCAGCGGAACAUUUUAUUAGUCUUAUAACAGUAGCAAGUGCAAAAAAAUUAGCCACUGCGCUUGUUGUCUGCUUUAUUAUAUAUCAUGGAGUUAUACAUCUUAUUUAUGGCAGCGAUUCUUGCAAAUGGUUAUUGACAGAAGGUAGAUAUAAAGGAGAUAAAGAAUGGCAACCAUAUGGAUGCAUGAUGCAUCAUUAUACACAAACAGACAGCAGAAGAUGUAUGCGAUAUCUAGCUUUCAUGGGCCACCAUAAUCAUUUUGUAUUUAUUGGUGAUGCUAGAGUAAGACAGUUGUAUAAAUCCUUUGUCUCCCAAUUUAUGGUUGACGGCAAAGCGUCAGAUCUCACAGAAUUGCCUGAGAAUUCAGACUUGAGCUUCAAUGAUGGGCAACUUAAGUUAAAUGUACAAUUUUUAUGGAGACCACGACUUGAUAAUUCUAUGAUAAUGGACCUCAGAGGCUGGAUGAAUACAGACGCACCUAGUGUAAUCGUCGCUGGUUCCGCCGCAGCUGUAAUUCUGGCAAAUAAUAACAGCGAUACCCAGCUUUAUUCAGAAUAUAGUACUGGUCUGAUCCGACUGGUACAGCCAGUAGAUUUCCUGGCUAAGAAGGGAUCUCAGUUUCUGUGGCUCUUGCAAGAUCCUGUGCUAAAAGAAAGACUGCCUGCACAGUUGUUGAGUUUGGAGAACAAACAAAUCAAUCUGUGCAACAAAGCAGCAGAAAAGAUAUUGUCUCAUAGUGAGGCUCACAUAUGGCAAAGCAGUAAACUAGUCGGUACAGGUGUCCUUGAACAAAGUCCAGACGGCUAUUUGGCAAGUCCAUUGUCACUCCGUCAUAAAGUUCAGAUACUGUUGAACACGUACUGCAACGACCAUAUGAAUUUUGACGAUGGCAGCUGCUGCAGUUAUCCCGAGCCAGCAACCACUUUGCAACUGCUAAGUCUGUCUGCGCUUGCCUUAUGUAUAACAAUAGGAGGAGCGGUGUGGCUGUACAGAAAGUUUUGCAAGUAUCGUUCGGAGAUAUUUUACUCUCACGUUACCACUGAGGAAGUAGAAGAUGCGGAAGAAGCGGGUACUUCGGAAGUCAUUCAAAUCAGACAACCUGAGGAGCAAGAUUUUUACACUCUCAUCACGUCAUUGGCCCUUUUCUCGAUUAUAUUGGCAUAUUUUUACUUGUGUGACAGAACAAAUUUCUUCAUGAAGGAGAAUAAAUAUUACAGCGAAUUCAGCUUUUGGCUACCACUUGGGUAUAUCUUAGCUCUUGGAUUAUUCUUUACUGAAGAUCGUGAAAGAGGCCCGAGCGCGUUAAAUAGAGAGCAAACGGAUGAAUGGAGAGGUCUGAUGCAAGCGGUCGUGCUGAUAUACCACGUUACCGGUGCCAAAAAUGUCUUACCCAUUUACAUGUACUUAAGAUUAAUUAACUCAGCUUAUUUAUUCUUAUCUGGAUACGGACAUUUUUGUUAUUUUUGGCAAACUGGUGAUGUGUCCCUUGUUAGAUUUGCCAGAGUCAUGUUUAGACUAAAUUUAUUGACGGUAUCGCUAUGCCUCUGCAUGAACAGGCCGUAUCAGUUCUAUCACUUUGUGCCGUUGGUGUCGUUCUGGUUUCUGGUGAUCUAUUUUCUGGCCUGGUUGCCACCUAGAAUAUACUCUGGAAGUUUGGCAGAAUAUGGUCCGAGGGUUUUAUUGUACUUCGCUCUGAAGCUUUUGGGACUGGUGUCGAUAAUCACAAUACUGUAUAUGUCAGAGGUGUUCUUCGAAAAAGUUUUCGUCACGAGGCCUUGGAAAGCGUUAUUCGUAACGACCGACGAUGAUAUUCGCGAGUGGUGGUCUCGUUGGAGAGUCGACAGGUACAGCGUGGCUUGGGGUUUGACCUUCGGAGCUGGCCUUGUAGCUCUUCAAAGAAUAGACCAUAUCCCAGGCACUGCUCUAUCUUCUCUGUUGGCGUUGGUUUCUCUGAUCGCGUACACCACCUUCACGAUUUUGUGCCAUUCUGUAUCCGAGUGCGAAGAAAUCCAUUCUUACGUCGCUUUUAUUCCGAUUAUAGGAUAUAUCGCUCUGCGAAACGCGUCGCUGGCACUACGGGGGAAACAUUCUGCGCUCUUGGCCGGCUUGGGUAGAAUAAGCUUGGAAACUCUAGUCGCACAGGGUCACAUAUGGCUAGCGGCGGACUCGCACGGAGUGCUCGUAUUAUUACCGCGAUUCCCAGUAUUAAAUCUAUUGGUCACAUCGUUUAUUUUCAUUUGCGCCAGCCAUGAAAUUCAUAGAUUGACGCAUGUAUUGGCACCAUAUGCGGUACCAAAUGACUGGAAAUUAGUAGCUCGCAAUUUGCUAUUAUUCAUCACUGUGCUGAUACCUAUCGGCAUUCAUGAUGGAAUGUUUUAAAACAUAGGACUGUUAUCUUUAUAAAAAUCAAAAAUAUUAGCAGUAUUAACAUGCAGUAAAUACCCAGAUAGCCAAACCUGCGCGAACAGAUUUCGAGCAGAGCUUGCUAUCAACUUUUGAUGGCAAAUAGAUAACAAAUUUGAUGCAGGAUCUGUUAUAUCAAAUCUUGCUGCCAAAUUGCCGCCAGAUAUGCGGCAGAGCUUGUUGUCGGAUAAUUGCUGCAGAUUUGCAGCAAAAACCGCGCAGAGCUUGUAGCAAUUUGACGGCAAAUUGGCGGCAGAAAUCGCGCAGACCUUGCUGCGCUGCAAGCUUUGAGCGGUUUUUGCUGCAAAUUUGGCACCAAUUGCCCGACAACAAGAUCUGUCGCCAAAACCGUAGCCUAAUGUAGACACAGAUGGCUAUGGUUUUGCUGUGGGAUUUUGACUAAAUUUGCUGCCAAUCUGCGCGCAGUCUGCGCUCAAUUUGCUUACUGGGUAAGAUUUCAUAUCAUGUAGCAUGAUGAAUAAAGAUGAGAAACAAAGAUUAGAAAAAUUAAGUAAACAGAUAUAUCAUGCUAUUCUCUUAUAAGAUAAAAUAAUAAUUUUAUAUUGCAAUAUAUGUUAAUUAAUGAGACUACAGUUGAAUUACUUUAGAAAUGUCAGCUUAUUUAUUUGUACAUUAUAUCUUAUUUGUGAUCCACACAAUUUACUAUUUUGUACAAUUAUUCAAUCUUUAAUUACAAUCUAUGUAUGUAGUAUGUAAUAUAUCUAAUUAUAAAUA
Molecule: messenger RNA, 3751 nt
Organism: Odontomachus brunneus
Lineage: Eukaryota; Metazoa; Arthropoda; Insecta; Hymenoptera; Formicidae
Product: N-acetylneuraminate 9-O-acetyltransferase
Exons: 12
Coding region: 608-2992 (794 amino acids)
Source: RefSeq, a predicted model, not a curated record